UGAACAAAGCGGCGAGAAAGGAAAGGAGAGAGGCUGAAAGAGUGAAAAGAACUGACACGCUCGCACUCGCUUUUGCUCUGUCGUCCGGACAACGAGGCGCGGAGCGCUGAGAGCGAGCGGAGGAGAAAGGAGGGAAAAUGCAUGCAGACACCGAGUGAGCUGGAGAAUCAAUCGCAGCAGCAGCUCAGGACCCAGAGCUCCGCUUCAGUUCACACUCUUGACUCCCCUCUGGACUCACUGUGUGAGUGUGAAGACGAGAAGAAGAAGAAGACCCACUACUUCGGCACACACACACACAGACAGAGUCAAGCCCGGGUCCGAACAGGAGGAGGAACAGCACCACCGACUCGAACCCAGAAGUGACUGGACUGGACAUUCCCAAACUUGCCCCCCAACUUCUUCUAAUUCUUCUUGUCAGAGGAGCACCGCUCAUCUCCUGCACCCGAAACAGUGGCACAGGCAGCUGGCUGUGUGUGACAGCCUGACGGCUCUGGGUGAGGCUAGUUAUACGUUGAGAAGUUGCGUUUGAAAGCCAUCUCGACCAUCUCCGAGGAUCGCGGCCCGGUGGAGCGGUCGGGCGCAUCGGACCCCGCGGUUGCAUGUCGAAAGGGAGAUCGGCAUAUAACAAGUGGCCUGAGAAGAAGGCGGAUGCUCAGCCUCAUAAGCAGAGAGGUCAAUGUGGUGCACAGCGCGUUCUUUUGAUGGCUUCUGGGUCUCGGAGACGCGAGAACGGAUCGCUGAUGGACUCCGAGGAUGAGCCUUCAUUGCUGCAGGCAGACUGGGAGCACGAGGAGGAUGAGGAACAGGAGGAAGAGGAACAGGAUGGAGAAACGGAGAGCAGCUGUAACCCAACUGAGGACACUGGGCUCUGGGGGUUCUGGGGGGCGGUGGGCUGGGCGUACAGUCAGCCCUGGGUGUGUGGGUUGGUGCUUGGGGCUGGAGUGUUGCUGCCUUGCAUCCUCUCUGCCUAUAUGUUUCUGCUUUGCCCCCCUUUGGACAUUGACCUCUCGUACAGCGCCUUUGAGGUGCGCAGUCAUGUGUCAGCCCAGCGAUUUGAUGCGCUCACCAUUGCCCUGAAGAGCCAACUGGGGUCCUGGGACAGGCACAGACGCGAGGCGGAUGACUACAACUCCCGUGCCCUGAGGGACAUGCUGCUUGAACGGUUAGGGCGGGAGGGUGGGGUCUUCAGCGAGAGCAAGCUCUCCAAAGCAUUAAAAAAUAACUUAUUUGGGGAUAGGGAAAUAGAAGAUGUUGGGGGUGUGAGACAAAGGGCUACUGGUGGAGAUAAGUCUGAGUACAAAGAAGACAGAGAGACAAACUGCACGGACCUGGAGAAAAGUUCUCAGCUCACAGAGCAAGAGAUUGACCUGGCUGAAGAGACGGAAGAAGGUGCGACACGGACGGGGUCUACUGUCAGGGUGCGCCGGUUUGUUGAGGGAGCCCCAUAUUACUUGCAGAGCCAGGCAAUGUGGAAAAUGGAGCUGGUGUUCCUGGCCCAGGGGGAGACCAAUGCCAACAUCUUCACUCCUGAGCGCCUUCGCACCAUCCACCAUGUAGAGCGCCUGGUCAUGGCGCACCCCCAGUUCCGCCAGUUCUGCUGGAAGCCCCUUGAGAUUCUUAAGGACCUGUCUCUAGGACCCUCCUACUGCUCCCCACCCAGCUCGCUCCUCUCCUACCUUUUCCCCAGCGAACGCGGAGGCAAGAUUUACUACGAUGGCAUGGGACCAGACCUGGCAAAUAUCCAUGGGGCCUUGAGCCUGGCCAUCACGCAUCCACAAUUCUACUGGUAUGUGGACGAGACGUUGACCCCAGACAGCCUGCACAGCUCCCUGCUGCGCAGUGAGAUCCACUUCGGCGCCCCCUUGCCCUCCUUCUUCUCCCUGCAGGACCGGAUGGACGAGCAGAAGCGCCGUUUCCGCAGUUUUGUGGUCCAGUACGCUGACAUCCUGGCCCGCCAGUCCACCAGCCAGGUAAAGGUUCUCUAUGGGGGUACAGAGCUAUUUGACGAUGAGGUGAGGCGCACCUUCCAUAAUGACAUGCUGCUGGCACUCAUCAGUGGGGGCUGCAUCGCGGUACUGGUCUACAUCCUCACCUCAUUCUCAGUGUUCCUGACUAUCUUUGGGCUGGCCAGCAUUGGCCUGAGCUGCCUCGUGGCUCUCUUCCUCUACCACGUGAUCUUCGGUGUGCGCUACCUGGGCAUUCUCAAUGGUGUGGCAGCAUUCGUCAUCGUCGGCAUUGGGGUGGAUGAUGUCUUUGUCUUCAUUGGUACCUUCAGGCAAGCCCACCAUAUAGCCCACCCCCAGCAGCGCAUUGUCUACACGGUUAAGACCGCAGGCCGUGCCACCUUCCUCACGUCAUUCACCACUGCUGCUGCCUAUGCCGCUAACACCUUCUCCCAGAUCCCUGCUGUUCAUGACUUCGGCCUGUUCAUGGCACUGAUCGUCAGCUGCUGCUGGCUGUGGGUGUGCCUGAUGAUGCCCGCCGCUCUGUGUGUGUGGAGCCGCUGCCUGGCACAUCAAGAAAAUGCCUGUCUGCAGCGGUGUCAUCUUCAUCAAGAGCCGUCGACUGGCUAUGGCCCUUUGUCAGAUCAGGACGAUGACAUCGCUCUUCUGUCCUUGGAGAUGGAAUCAGGCUCUUUUGAUGCAGAAUCUGAUGCCCCCAUGGUAUCUUUGCAAGUGGAGAUUUCGCCUCAGCUCGACGGGCAGGGUGGAGCGGGGGUGGUGAGCUCAGGCCUUCAGGUGGCUCUGCGGCGCUGGGUGGCUGAACCGGUGGUCGAGAACCGUAGGGUGGUCAUAGGUAUGUAUAUUCUGGUUCUGCUGGUGUCAGCUGGGUUCUGCUGCCUGCUCCGGCCAGCCAGUCGUGCUCCUCUGCUGUUCCGCCCUGAUACCAACCUGCAAACUCUGCUCGGCCUGCGCAGCAACCUGAGUGCCCAGGCCAUCUCCUGCCACACGUGCUCUGGCCUCUUCAUGGAGAAACCCCACUCUCUGCAUGGGGCCUCCCAUUCCUUCCGCUCCGCACCUGGCACAGCUCCCGAGGGGUACCCUCCUGACCCCUCCCGCAGUGCAGCACAAAGUCCAGCCAAACACAGGACCGGUGUGCCCCAGAAAGGUCUACUGUGCACUGUGUAUGUGUCCAAACUGGAUAUCGGCGCUGCUGUUACACUGUAUCGAUUCUCUCUGAAUGCCAGCGUGCCAUCGCCCUGGAAAGCCCUCACCCCUGGGAAUGGAGAAGUACCAUCCUUCCAGGCCUUCAGUGAACCUCACAGCAACUUCAGCACACGCAUGACGGUGUGCGUGUCCCAAGUGAUGCACCCCCGCUGGAUGAUCACCUCGCAGUCCUGCGAUGGCCACCGUGGCUGGCGGCCCGAGUUCAGCUUCUACGUGGCGUCGGCCAAGCAGCAGAACAGCAGAAAGCUGUACUUUGCCCAGCUCAGGCGCAGCCCGUACCCUAGCAGAGUGUGUGCCGCGCCUCCUGGCUGUGUGAUCAGCGCCGGGCCCGACGGACCCACCAAGGGCUCUUUCUACACCCCCCUUUCUGCAGACGUAAAACCGGCCACGGUUUCCAAGACGUCAGACUUCAACCCUUGUGGAGGGGGUGGCUGUGGACAACCUGCGGUGCGGCCCCUGGUGGACACGGGGGCCAUGGUGUUCGUGGUGUUCGGGAUUCUAGGAGUGAAUCGCACCCGCCAGUCCGACAACCACGUCAUCGGAGACAUGGGCAGCGUUAUCUACGACCCGAACUUUGACCUCUUCAAAGAGAUUGGGCCACUUUGUCAGCUCUGCAAAGCGAUCGGUGCUAACACACGACUGGUGAAACGUGGAGGAGCCCAGUGCUUGCCUUCGGGAAACAGCCUCUCGUCCCUCUUGCCCCUUCUCCACCCGGACUGCCAGGGUCUGCCUCAGCCAAACCUGUUGCCUGGUCAGCUGUCUCAUGGGGCCGUGGGCAUGCAGGAAGGCACGGUGCGCUGGCUCUCCAUGGCCUUUGAGUCUACCACCUACAAGGGGAAGUCCUCCUUCCAGACCCACUCUGACUUCCUGCAGUGGGAGGCAUUCCUGCAGGAGCAACUCUCAGCCCUCCCCCAGACAUCUGCUUUACGCCGUGGCUUCCAGACCUGCGAACACUGGAAGCAGAUCUUCAUGGAGAUUCUAGGUGUGGAGAGCGCCCUCUACAGCCUGCUUCUGUCCUUGGCCAUCUGCAUUGCUGCUGUGUUCGUUUUCACGGCCCACCUGCUCUUGCUUCUGCCCAUACUCCUCACUAUACUGGGUGUAAUCUGUCUGGUGGUGGCGGUUAUGUACUGGCUCGGCUGGGAGAUGGGCGCCGUGGAGGCCAUUUCCCUCUCCAUCCUGGUGGGGUCUUCUGUUGAUUACUGUCUUCAUCUGGUGGAGGGGUUCCUCCUGGCUGGGGAGACCACCAUCCAAAGUACCAGUCACUAUUCAGAGGAUGCCUCAAAAGUGCGGCAGUUGCGCGCUCUGCUCGCUGUGGAUCACGUCGGCGUGGCGAUCGUUUCCAGCGCGAUCACCACAGUGAUCUCUACGGUGCCCCUCUUCUUCUGUGUCAUCGUGCCUUUUGCCAAGUUUGGCCAGAUAGUGGCCAUUAACACAGCUGCCUCGAUUUUUUUCACUCUUACCGUCAGCGCCGCCCUACUGGCCACCUUGGGACCUGCUCAGUUCGAUCGGCCCUCUGGGGCAGUGGUGAAGGCUGGCCUGGCUGUGGCUGUGGCCGUGGCCUUCGGGGCUGCUGUUUGCUGGGCGGGGGGACAGCUGUUUGGCCCCAUUGGCUGGAACACUACAUAGCUCCACCGUGGUUGUGCCUGCUGUGUUGGCUGUUCUGUUCUAAAUGGGACCGUGUGGCCGUUUGGUUUCCAUGUUUUUGUCCCGUGACAGCAGGGCUUACCAGGGGGAGCACGCAGAGCUGCUCCGGUGGACGAAUGCGGCAUACAUGUUUUUUAUGUGUGUUCUUUGUUUUGGUAGCAGGGUUUGUCUGAAACACAUGCCAUGGCCAGCAGACGCAAGGUGGGUUGCUAUGGAAGCUACCCUGAAUUCUGUGAAUUCUGUUUGUAGGCGUGAGAAAAUGGCACUGCUGACAGUUUGCAGACAUAAUAACGAGAGCAGUCAGACCACAUGAUUCCACGUUGUUCUCUCCAGGGAUGUCGUAAUGCGCCGAAUUAUCAGCUGAUGCCGCUAUCGUUGCCCCCACUGCUUUAAUCUCGACUCUGGCAGCUCGUCUUCCUCUCCUGUAGCAUCUGAAAGAAAGGCAGCUGUUUCUAAGUGACAAAUCGGCAAGGCCAAGAAAGCAGUCUGUGUUACAGUAGUUUGACAUCGGCUCACUGUGCCACCUGUGGGGAACAGGCACCAUGAAAGGUGUUCACAGACGUAUAAGCUGAGGAUAACAAACUGGAUACCGAUGUUAAACACAGCAAUCCGCAGCAGUCAUGAGCUAUGAUAAGCCAGUCUGAGAUGCAAAGUUUACAGUAUGUGGAAUACAAAAGAACCUCAAUAUAAAUGCCAUUUUUUCAAGGCUUGGGGAGGUUUAAUACUUUGCCCACAAUAUUACCACAACAUCACAAUAUUGCGCAACUGUUUGCCGCACCGUAUCAAUACUUUCUGUAUUCUUCAGGGUUAUUUUGCAGAUAUCUACUCCUCUUCUGGCUUUGUUGGCUUAAAUUACUUUUCUUCGUUGAGAAAAGAAAUAUCACUGCCUCCCCAGCUUCGUUAUUGCUAUUUUCUGAAUAUAUCUGAGAACAGAUGGAUGCUGGCAACCCAACCGAGUCUGAUUGAAUAUGAAGAGUGCCUCGUGCUUGUACAACACUAGCUGUUGGAGGACAGACCCUGGUACACAGUCGUGGCACAUGGCCUUGGUACACAGGCACAGCUGAAUCUCACAGUAACCCCCAAGUAUACUGCUCCAUUUAGUCACAUUCUGCAAAGGAUAGGGCUGUGUUUUGUAGUAGCUCACAACUUAAGAGGACAGCAUGGUAACCCGAUUCAUGUUUAGAGGUCACUUAUGGGGAAAGUGUGAAAAUAUAUACGUGAAUCUAGAAGAAAAGUUGAUGUAUUAAAAAUGGCCGUUAUCUUUAACUACAUAAUGAAA
Messenger RNA from Scleropages formosus (Asian bonytongue), 6090 nucleotides. It is a transcript of the gene disp3, whose product is annotated as dispatched RND transporter family member 3. The transcript is spliced from 22 exons. Gene Ontology annotation, cellular component: cytoplasm. The coding region runs from base 600 to 4793 and encodes 1397 amino acids. The record is from RefSeq and is a predicted model, not a curated record. NCBI's taxonomy places the organism in Eukaryota, Metazoa, Chordata, Actinopteri, Osteoglossiformes, Osteoglossidae.